CUUUCUGUCAGGAAAAUGGCCCAUCUGUGAGGUUGGAAACAAAUUAUCCAUUUCUAUGUGGAAGCUUGGACAGGGGAGAGAACAUAUUCAAAAUUGAUAAAAGGAUUUGUAUGGGGCUUCAAAGCAGAGCCAAAUUUGAAAUAGUAUCCCUGAAUCUGAUGGCUCUUCAGCUGCUUCCCCAUGCUUUAAAUAUCUCUCCAGUAGAGACUAAGAAAUUGUGUCUGAAUGGAACACCCUGGAUUUGGCAUCUUCUUGAAGAAUGUGUCAGGAACACAUGGGAGUACUGGGGUAUUGUCACGGGACUGAUCUCCAUUGCCUGCUUUCUGUUUGCUGCACUUCCUCAACUCUAUGUUGCUUACCAGAAUGGAAAAGUAGAUCAGGCACUCUCCUUGGGUUUUCUGCUGUGCUGGCUUGCAGGAGACCUUACCAGUUUUAUUGGGUGCUAUUUGACAAAUCAACUUCCAAUACAGAUUGUAACUGCAGUUUUUUACAUUAUCAUGGACAUAAUUAUGAUAUCUCAGUUUUUCUACUAUAAGUUAAAAAAUCAGAAGAUAACAAAAUGUGGAAUGAAUAUGAAGAAUUCUUGUAUAGCCUGGGUUAUGAUGUGCAUACUAUUGUGUUUAAUCUUACCUAGUCAGCUGUUGCUGCGAAACAAAGUCCAGAAUAGUCUUUUGGGAUCCAAUGAGAACUCUCACGGCAUGGUUGAAAUAUCAGGCUUUGUUUGUGGCUAUUUAUCUUGUGUGUUUUACUUGGGAUCUAGAAUUCCUCAGCUCUAUAAAAAUUUCCAAAGAAGAUCCACAGGCGGGACAUCUUAUCUUUUGUUUGCGUUAGCCAUGCUGGGAAACGUCACCUAUGGCCUUAGCCUUAUCUUAAAAAUGCCUGCAACACAAUAUCUUAUAAGUCUUUAUUUCUGGCAUCAUCUCCCUUGGUUUAUUGGGAGCUUUGGAGUACUGUUACUAGAUAUCUUUAUAACUGCAUAAUUUAUUACAUACAGAAAACAAAACAAGAGGAGACUUGGUUCAGUGGCUUUGGAGGUGGAACCUUUGUUAUAAAUGAAGAUUAUUAACAUGCACAUUUCUUCAGAGUGACAUUCCUAUAGAGUAACUUGGAUCUGUAAUUAAGUAUCUUGUUGAUUCCAGUAGAUCACUUCUGGAUCUAUGCCAGUAUACUCAUUCUAAAGUCUUACAGGGAUUUUAUAAGCAGAGAAUGGUGCUAAUUAGGGUCUUAAG
This is a messenger RNA of Python bivittatus (Burmese python), 1229 nucleotides long. Its product is annotated as lysosomal amino acid transporter 1 homolog. The record is from RefSeq and is a predicted model, not a curated record. Gene Ontology annotation, cellular component: lysosomal membrane. Gene Ontology annotation, molecular function: L-lysine transmembrane transporter activity. Lineage: Eukaryota; Metazoa; Chordata; Lepidosauria; Squamata; Pythonidae.